Molecule: messenger RNA, 1122 nt
Organism: Nematostella vectensis (starlet sea anemone)
Lineage: Eukaryota; Metazoa; Cnidaria; Anthozoa; Actiniaria; Edwardsiidae
Product: S-methylmethionine--homocysteine S-methyltransferase BHMT2
Exons: 8
Coding region: 109-906 (265 amino acids)
Molecular function (GO): betaine-homocysteine S-methyltransferase activity; zinc ion binding
Source: RefSeq, a predicted model, not a curated record
GGUCACGUGGUGUUGUGAACAAAACUAUUGAUCUUAUGAUCCGGCUCCGAAGUGUAAACCUCUCCGGCUUCUUCACGCUUCCUACGACCUUAUCGACCUUACACAAAUAUGCCAUUCAAACUAGGAAUCCUGGAAAGGCUCAACAAUGGUGAGGUGAUUAUCGGUGAUGGAGGAAUGAGCCACGCCCUGGAAAAACGCUGUUACGUAAAGAUUGGUGUGUGGACUCCUGAAUGCGUGGUGGAGCACCCAGAAGCAGUCCGACAGCUUCAUAGUGAAUUUCUGAGGGCUGGUGCUGAUGUUAUACAGGCCUUUACAUUUGCCAUGCAAGACAAGCCUCUUGUGUCUGCUGGGUACAGUUAUAAGUGGGAUGAAAUCAGCCGUGCUGGAAGUAUCUUGGCAAAGGAAGUAUCUGAUAAGGGAGAAUUUGCUCUUUCAUCAGGAUCCCUUUGUGAGACUGGCUCACUCUUUAUUAAGGGCCUUGCCACAAAAGAGGAAAUCAAGCAGAGGUUUAGAGAUCAGGUCAAAAUCUUUGUGGAUACCGGAAUGGAUUUACUCAUUGCUGAGUACAUCUCACAUGUCCAAGAAGCUGAAUGGAUGGUUGAGGUGAUGAAGGAAAGUGGGAAACCUGUGGCUGUUACCAUGGCAAUAAGUCGUGAGGGUGAUCGUCAUGGUGUGUUGCCAGGAGAAUGUGCUGUUAGAUUGGUUCGUGCAGGUGCAGAUAUUAUAGGAGUGAAUUGCCGAUUCGACCCAGAGCGGAGCCUGGAUACUAUCGCCCUGAUGCAAGAGGCCAUCCAAAGGGAAGGGCUGAAAACUCACUGGAUGGUCCAGCCCCUGGGAUAUUGGUGUCCCGAUGCUGGUCCAUCAGGCAUCACUAGUAUUCCAGAAUGUUCUUUAGCUGGCGAAUGAACGAGGUCGAUUUCCACCGGGCAGUGACAAGAGUUGUCUGUGGGGGAAGGCCCUAGUACAUCACACGGAGCCUCAAAUUGCUCGAAGGGCAAAUCGCGAGUAUUGGGAGAAUCUCGUACCUGCCACCGGUAGGCCUUUCUCAGCAGCUUACGCCACCACUGAAGAUACCUGGAAGACUUUACAAGACGACUAAGGUGUCGUCCACAUUAACACGGA